AAGAGCUAUCAUGGCUACCAGAGCUUUCCAAUAGGCAGCAAACCUAGGCCCUAGAGAGAAAGAGAGCUCCAGGUGCCAGGAGGAUGCUGGGGUGGGGUGGGGAGGAAGUGAGUCUGGGAAUGGAAUGGAAAGGAAGGGGCCCCUCUCUGCUCUGCCCAGUGUCACUCCUGUCUCCAUGCCCAGCAGGUCUACCUUGUCCAAGUGCUGCAACGCCCCUGGCUUUCUCUUCACCACCCAGAAGAACACUCCAGUUGAGACGAAUCUCAGGUAUGAGGUGGUGUCCAGUGGCUUCUUCCACAUCAAUCAGGAAAUCUUCCAAAUGUUUCCCAAGGAAAUGCCCUACUACCGAUCUCAGUUUAAGAAGUGUGCUGUGGUGGGCAACGGAGGCAUCUUGAAGAACAGCGGCUGCGGGAAGGAAAUCAACAGUGCCGACUUUGUCUUCCGGUGCAACCUGCCCCCCAUUUCAGGGGAGUACGCCACAGAUGUGGGGGAGAAGACAGAUGUAGUCACCGUGAACCCCAGCAUCAUCAUUGACAGGUUCCACAAGCUGGAGAAGUGGCGGAGGCCCUUCUUCAGGGUGCUGCAGAUGUACAAGAAUGCCUCGGUGCUGCUGCCCGCCUUCUACACCAUACGCAACACCCUCGUGUCCUUCCGUGUUAAGUACCUGCUGGAUGACUUCGGGUCCCCGCAGCAGGUCUACUUCUUCCACCCGCUCUACCUGCUAAGCGUGUCGCGCUAUUGGCUCAACCUGGGCGUGCGCGCAAAGCGCAUUAGCAGCGGCCUCAUCCUAGUCACGGCGGCUCUGGAGCUCUGUGAGGAGGUGCACCUGUUCGGCUUCUGGGCCUUCCCCAUGAACCCCUCGGGCUUUCACAUCAUGCACCACUACUACGACAACGUCAAGCCCAAACCCGGCUUCCACGCCAUGCCCUCUGAGAUCUUUGCCUUCCUACACCUGCACAGCCGGGGCAUCCUCCAAGUACACACAGGCACCUGCAAUUAUGGCUGACAGACAGGCCCACCACGGGUGUCUCAGCUCCCAUCCGCCUCUCUUCAGGCUUCUCUGGCCCUGCCAUUGUUGUUCCCUAAGGAUUUAGGGUUUGUCUUUGGGUCCUGGGGAGGGAGUCAGGGACAGAACCCAUGCAACGUCAGCUCUGUCCUGAGCCUCCAUCCUGAGCCUCCAUCUAGCUCCCGGGCCACUCUCCAAGGUCGGGGCCUCAUAAGCACACAUCCACUCAGUUUCAGCUUCCCAGAGAACACAUUUGUGGCCUGCUUGCAGCUAAGUCAGGCCCUGCUGAGAAUAGACUGGCGGGCGAGCCAUCCCCUUAACAGGAGAGAGCACAGUCUAGGUCUCGUUUGGACAUUUGGCUGCCCAAGUUUCAUACCAGGGACUCAGCCAUGAAUCACCAUCUAGAAUCUCAGGGCUCAGAGGCUAGCCCUUCUAGGGAACAAACAGUGGCCAAGCGUCCUGGUCUACCUGGCUGGACUCCAAAGGCUUCAGGGAUAGCUCAUCAAAGCCUGUGUUAGCAUCACCCCAAGACUCCAGUAGCUGAGAGCCAUCCCCCUCUUAAAAAUACCCCUUGGACACACACAGCCUCGGUGCCUCUAGGUUCCAGCAUUUAACCUUUGACAAGAAGGAAAUAAACCAGACCAGCCAUUUGCACUAAGAUCUCCAAGCCAAUGUUAUCGACUCAAUAAGUGCUUAGCAAUUUGCUUCCUGUUCUGUCUCCCUAUUUUCAGCUCCAUUUUAAUCAGGAGUUAUUUAUAAAGAUCUGUUCCUCUCUAUGUCCCCAAAUACUGCAGAAUCUUGUUAAACUGUGUUCCUGAAUAGGAAAGCGUCAGCUGGAAAGCUCCUUGUCACGUGAGCCUGGUGGAUGGCAGCUAGCUGGGACUUUGACAUCAAUGUCCCUGCUGUUUCUGUUCUUCGGACACAGGGAUUCACCCGGCCCGGGGUUAGGGGACCCAGCUGUUCCUAGGCUGAGAGGUUCACAUGUCAUCCGUAUCUGGAACUCCUUCCAGUUGCUUCCUCCUAUGUGUUUCCAUCCCAUGGUCUCUGCUGGUGGAUUAUUGCCUUGUGGAAUUGUGGGUUGUGUCGGGAAGACUUUAGCCUGAAUGCCCUCCUUCUGUCUUUUUUCCUCUCCCUCCUCUCGCUGUCCCUUCCUUCCUUUCUUCCCUCCUUUAGAUAUUUCUAGAGAAGCCUGUUCUGAUCUGGUCCGUGUUUGGGUUGGGGAUGAUGCCCUGAUGGAGGUGUCAGCUCUGUCUUCUGCAGAGGAGCAGACAGAUCACAUCGACACUUCAGCCCGGCAUGCCACUCAGAGGACCAGCUAUGAGAAAAUCACACACAGUCCCUCCACCCGACCUCACCUUGUAGGUGCCAGAACAGCCCCCGUUGGGGAUCAAGCUGGCCCUGAGGCUUCUGGCCCACUUGAGCUCCCUCCUCUGAUUAUUUUCUGAGCCUUCUUUCUCUGGACUCUGGCCUGUAGGUGCCUGGAACUUGUUCCACAACUGGUUUCAACUGACUGUGAGGCCCCCAGGAGGACCCGAACCUUAGUCUACAAGGAUGGAAGGUCCCGGAGGAGCUGCAGAAACACACAGGGCAACACACAUGGAUAAACCAGAUAAAUCACACAAGGACAGGCGUGCUCAUGGCUCUCUGGGCUCUGGCUGUUUCUGCCAAGGAGCAAGUUCUAAGAAUGAUCUAAGUUAACCAAGUCCACAGCUAACUGAAUCCAGUUGUUAAAACCAUGGGGUGUCAGAAUUAGAAGGUUUCAUAUAGACAGGUUUGUCCCACUAGUAAAGAAGUGACAUCGGCGGUCAGACUGUCUGCCAGGCACUAAGCCCUCUAUCUGGCAACAGCCUGGCCAGACAUCAGGGUCUCCCUUGCUGAGGUUGCUCAGAACCUGACCCAGCCGGUCCACCAUAGGAGGUGGAGAUGGCUCAUGCAGAUCUCCCCAUGCCCGGGCAUGAGGGGCUAGGGCAUCCUUCUGGCGUAUGGUGGUCCUUCAGCCUCUGACUUACAAGGCAGAUCCCUCCUGUCCCUCAGGGUGUCAGUUUCCUUAUCUCUUCAAUUAGAGGCUGAGAAAGGACUUGUGGGGUCUCUCCAGUGACUGCUGGGGGGCAUCCAGGAUGUGUGGAUCUAAGUAAGUGGUCCUUACUAUGAAAGCUGCUGGGUCAUCACGCCCUCCUGGGUAGCCCCGCACCGGCCGUUUUCCCUGUCACAGUAUCCCACCAUCACUCCAAGACUCCUUCAGGUAAAGAGGCUAUUGUGGUACAGGUGAAGGGCUGAGACUUAGUGGCUCGGGCACUUGCUCAUGGCCAGGUCUCCAGGGGAGGGUGGAAGGGCUCUGCAGAGCUCUACAGACUGCACUCCAAACCAGGGCUGCUUGCAAGAGCCUCUUUCCAGCCCUGACCUCUGUAACAGUCUUUAUGCCUGGAGGAGAACUAAGGCUAGCUCUACAUUUUGGAGCAAGGACAGAUGCCUGGAAAGGGGCGAUGUUAAAUAACAACACGAGUUUUAUUUUAUUUUAUUAUUUAUUUAACUUGCCCCAGGGCACAUGGCAAGUUAGAGGCUCCCCUGAGCCUCACCUAGUCCCCUGACUUCCAGGCUACAUGCUUUCUGCCUCAGUCAGUGUGUGUAACAUUUAUCAAAGGUCCAGAGAGACCUCUCUGCCCCAUCCUGUCCCACAAUGCAGACCACCAGUUAAAUUCUGAUUUAAGGUCAUCAGUUCCCCACGAACCAAGUAGCUGUUCAGCUGUUGUGUCUUCCUCUGUGCUAAAUGCAGUUCCGGGCUUGAAAGAUAGCGAGGCAGCACCACCACCACCACCACCAGCAGCAGCAGCAGCAGCAGUAACAGCAACACCAGCAGCAAGUCGGUGACUCAGUGCUUAAGCAGGCAGAAGGGAGGAGGCUCAAGGUCAGGCUGGCUCCUGGUACCUUCUUAUACUGCUGUGACAACAUCUCUGCCCAGACUCAGAGAGGCAUAAACAACACUAGAUGUCGCUGAGUCUAGGAAGGAAGCAGAGGCUGCAGGGCUUCCUAUUGACUUCAGCCAGGUAUUACUGUAUGCUCAUUGGGCCAGGGGAUAUGCCAUGGUUGCAGAAGCCCUUCUGGCACUCAUCGUCAUGUGGGUGCACUGAUGCUAAAAGAAACCCUUCUUAAACACAGGAGCUCAAUGUGUAGAUGACUCUCAGGGCCAGGUUCCCAGUUAUCAGGGAGAGGAGAAGGGGAAGGAAGAGGAAGGACAGAAAGGUCAAACCUGAAUCCUGAAGGUUAGCAGCAAGCCUUUGCCAAAGAAGGCGCUGUGCCUUUGGUCUCAUCCUUGACAGCCAUGCAAUAUUUGACAAGGUUGCCUCAAGGUCCUCAUGCUCUUUCCUGCUCUGUUUCUUCCUGGUACAGCCCAGCCUCGCAACGUCUCUCUGCAUGUUCCCCAUCCCUCAUCCUCUGCGACACCUGGGGCUUUCUCAACAGCAGCACUCCCGCUGCAACUGUAUCUCCCGAGAGCCACCAAUCCUUGCUGUCCUCACCCGCAGGUCAGCCCUCCCCAGGAGCACCAGAAGCAUGUCCGCUGGGGCCUUCCGAGCAUCCGCCUCUGCAGGGCAUCUCGGACCUCAGCCUGUCUGUCCUCCACUGACACAGGUAGAAGAGUCUGGACUCAGAGACUCUUCCAUUGUUUAGUAGAUCUGUGACCUUGGGGAGUCCCUGAAGCCCCUGGAGGCUCUGAUCCCACAUCUAAAACAGACAAGAACCUCAGGCUAUGUCUCCAGGAGUGAGUGACACAGUGUUGCACAAUGCUUGGCACAGUCACCAGUGCAGACACUGGGCAAGCGCAGGAUCUCUCUGCCCGGACAUCCUCCUUCUCCAUACUGCUUAUUGGUUCUCAGUUCCAGCACAAAUAUCCCUGGUGUUCAUUCCCUCCCUGUACUUGCUUUUGCCACUGCUAUAAUUUGGGCUCUUUUGAGGGAUCCUCAUUUAUUCUAAGAAUUAGCAUCUCAAAAUACCUUCUGUGAGACCCAUUGCUGCUGGAACCACAUAGUCCAAGUUUUUGUUUUGUUUGUUUUCAGCCAAACCAUACAGGCCAUGCCACAAGCAGGCUCUCUCUCUCUCUAGAGACCCUCCUGCCUCUGUGGCCUCCCUUCUUCUGUUAGUUCUGUGCUUUUUGUGCAAGAGGUUCAGAUGAUUGGAAUGGUCCCAUUCCUCUGCCCCUCCUCCCUCUCCUUAUCUGGUCACUUCUGUAAAUUAUAUCAGGUUAUGACUCCAACUACAUCCCCUCUGUGGAGUGGGUCACACACUCUCCCUUCUGUGUGUCUGUGGCAACCAGCAUGGGGAUCUCCAUUAGUAUACCCUCAGAAUACACAGUUAAGUGUUCCUAGACUCUUAGUGGAUGGUUUGUCUUUUCUCUGGGGGAAGGCUUGGAGCCCCUGGCACUGACACAAAGCCACACAGGAGUGUUCAGAACAUCCAUGACUGGUGCCUGUAAUCCUGGGACCCACAAUUGCAGCAUUCGGGAAUCAGAGGCAGGAUGACCAGGAGUCUAAGUCUAGUCUGAGCUGCAUAGCAAGUUCAAAGCCAGCCUGGGAUGUAGGGACCCUGUCUUAAAUUUUAAAAAUGAAUAGCCACAGCCAUCACUUAACUUGACUACAACAUCCAGAAAUCAGUGACUGCCUCCUCCUAGCCAGGAGAUGGUUCAUGAGGCCAUGCAACAAUUUUGGGGUAGGCGUUCUGUCUCCUCUGCAAACCGUGGCUCUCAAACCUUGUGCACAUUCGGAUUUCCUGGAGCUUUGUAGUAAGUGGUCCUGCUGUCGUGCCCUUGUCUUCCAGAGGCAAGCACAGUAGACUUGAGGACGUUUCCCAGGGUCCCCUGAAGACAUUCACGUGGUUCCCAGUGUAGUGGUUGAGCGCCAUCAUGCUGGUGCAAGGCAGUGAUCUUGAUCCUGUCUGUCUAACAGGGGUCUUCUGAAGAGAUUUCUGAAAUUCCUGGGCCCUACUCCAUGAUAUUUCUAUGUGGUGUGUUUUUCUGGGAUGGGACCUGGGCUCCUAGGGUUUCAAGCUCUUUUGGUAUCCUGGGACAUGCUGAAGGUGACCUAGGGACUCCACUUGGGGAACCACUGUCCAGGAUGGUCCUUUGGUCUGUGGCUCUGAUCUGUUGUAUUUUUUUUUUGUCUCUGGUGGAUGGAUUGUUCUUUGAAACAUCUGAUUCAGGUGUGAGACUUUUUUAAAGUACCAUCAGCACUUCCUCAUCUGCAUAUUUUGAACAUUGGAAGAAAAAUAAACAUCCUGAAAUAUUUUUCAAGGCAAAGCAAAAGAGACUUCUUGGAUUUAGACUUAGUGUAUUUUAAUUACAAACUCAUCACAUUUAGGACUGGAGUGUAUUUUGUAAUCAGAACUAGGGACUAGUAAUUCUGGAGCUUGGGAUCUGGGUAAAGUUACUCUGUGUUUGGUGCUAGGGUGGAACCCAAAAAUUGCACCACACCCUCUAGCACAGGGAGGCCCUACUUGUCCACCUGGGUGGAGGGCUGGUCUUCUGAUCCAGCUCCAUACUUCUUGCCCCUGCAAAAGCAUGAAAGAUGGCACCCAGAAGUCAUGCCUCAGCAACGAAGGCUAUGGCACCUCUCUUUCUUAGACUCAUGCUUUCUCCUGCAUUUGGAAAAGGCCUAAGUUGGAACCAGUUAGUUAAAACUCAGAUAUGUCUCAACUUCUCAUUGUAACUGGAGACAGGCCCUGCUGUUCCCUCUAAAGGUGUUCCCAUGGCAACUAGGAAACCCACGCCCAGCCGCAAAGUUCACAAAGCCCCGAAGACCCCAAAAGCUCACCAAGGAAGAGAACGCUUGUUGUUUCAUUGAAACUCACUUUUACUUGCUCUGACCACUUUCUAGAAUGGUCCUUCGGCCCCUGAUAGCCAAGGACUGGGGUGAUGGAUGGAGAAUGAAUUUUGAGCCACAGAAAUAGAUGCUGUAAACCAUGCCUCAAAGGCCAUUUUGCAAAAGGCAAACCACUCAUGGUGUUUAAUCUUAUAUUCAGCUCUAGUGAGCGUGGGUCUGGUUUCUAAUAGAUGAAGGGCAGUAGCAGGUUUUGGGUAAAGCAAGAAGUGGCAGCUCACAGUCUGCCAGCAAACACCAAAUCUGCAAGGCUCAGAAGUCAUCAGGUGGUAUGAAGCCUCUUGGUGAAGGGGUAAUUAUAUGUGUUGUAAUAAGCCCAAGGGAAAGACAGCUUCGGGUCCCUCCAUUCUGGACACCCAGAAACAGAGACAUGAAAACAUCCCAACACUGUCAGUCUACUGCCUUUAAUAAGGCAAAAAGGCAUCAUACUUUAGGCUUUUUUCAUCCUCAGAGAUUCCAUACAAGAAGGUCUAAGUAGAAGUCUUAGUGCUUAAGACAUCACUCCUAGGUCUCUUGACUGUCGUGUG
Microtus oregoni (creeping vole) is the source of this 7400-nucleotide messenger RNA. RefSeq names its product alpha-2,8-sialyltransferase 8E-like. Gene Ontology annotation, biological process: oligosaccharide metabolic process; N-glycan processing. NCBI's taxonomy places the organism in Eukaryota, Metazoa, Chordata, Mammalia, Rodentia, Cricetidae. Bases 125 to 1006 code for a protein of 293 amino acids. Gene Ontology annotation, molecular function: alpha-N-acetylneuraminate alpha-2,8-sialyltransferase activity. The record is from RefSeq and is a predicted model, not a curated record. The transcript has 4 exons.